This is a messenger RNA of Cantharellus anzutake, 644 nucleotides long. Its product is annotated as UBC-like protein. The record is from RefSeq and is a predicted model, not a curated record. The transcript is spliced from 8 exons. NCBI's taxonomy places the organism in Eukaryota, Fungi, Basidiomycota, Agaricomycetes, Cantharellales, Hydnaceae. The coding region runs from base 105 to 566 and encodes 153 amino acids.
UGUCACGGUAAAUCCCGAACCAUUCAAUUGGUUGAACGGCUGCGCCAACACCUGACUCGACCCGUCUUCACUAUCGUUCUUCGACGUGGAUCUGAGUGAUUCAGAUGGCUUCCAUAUCUAAUAAGAGGCUAGCUAAAGAGCUGGCUUCCAUUCAUGAACAUGGAUGCCCUGAAGGGAUCAAACUCUUGCAAGCGGACGACCUCAAGACCUGGUUCCUAUCCUUAGAGAUAUUGGGGGAGAGCUUGUAUAAAGGGGAGGUUUUUGCUCUCCGAUUUACGUUUGGUCCUAGAUAUCCCAUAGAGUCUCCUGAAGUUGUCUUCGUCGUUAAUGACACCUACCAAGCGCCGAUUCACCCGCACAUCUAUUCCAAUGGACAUAUCUGUGCUAGCAUAUUGGGCAAUGAGUGGUCUCCUGUGUUAAACACGAGUUCCAUCUGCUUGACCUUGCAGAGUAUGCUCGCUUCAUGCAAGAAGAAGGAAAGGCCGGAAGGCAAUGAUAGAUACGUCAAGACUGCCCCCCUGUCACCCAAGAAUACACAUUUUCUUUAUGAAGAUGAUACCGUUUAAUUCGGCCGCUGACCAUCCCGCAAUUCAAAACCCCGGUCCGAUAUCCCAUAAACACAGUUGUUUUUUGACCCAGCCAAU